AUGGAUACACAGUUCUCGGGUCGGGUCGGGUACGGGUACGAAAAUGGUACCGUGCACAUCUCUAGUCGAGAUCCGAAUGAUUUAUUAGCGUCGUUAUCGGGUUUAACAAACUGGUUACCGUUUAACACCGAUCAAAAUUUAAAAGACACAAAAAUUGUUGAUAAAGAUCUGGCUGUAACACUAAUACCAACAGCACCACAUACAACCACAAACAGCAUCAAUACAAAUGAUAAUACCAUCAUAAAAUCCAAGAAAAAGCCAAUACUCGAUAAUUACGUUCUUCCAAUACUGCCUUCAGCUAUGGAACGAGCAAUUGCAAAUGGGAAUACAACCAUUUUUGAAAAUUACUCAAAAUUUCGUGGAAUUUUGGUUGAAGCUAUAUUUUUUGGUUUAACCGAUAAUUAUCAGGCUUGGUAUCCUGAUACAAAAAGUAUUUUAAAUGCUCUAAAAAUGGACGUUAAUACUGGCAAUAUUCAAAUCCAGUGGGGAUGCAAUUUUUGCUUGUAUCUCCAAAGCAAAACAAUGGUUAAACAUAAUCCAUCGAGCGAUCCAGUCGAUCAAGUGGCUGAUGUAGUGAGGAAAAGCCUUGAUAUGUUGCAAUCGGCUGUUGAUGAUGUUGAAGAAAUUGCAAUUGAAGACUUUACAUUUUUAAAUCAUUGUUCAAGUUUUGCUAUUCACAUAUUACUAAUUAUCGUUGUUAUUGGUCUCAAAUAUCAAUAUGAUCGAAAUCGAUGUUGUCUUCCAUCUGGAUUACAUCAACUAAAACAUUUUUAUUUAUCAUGGCUAUUCUAUCGAAAUAAACGAAAAAAUCUAUUAAAAUUAUUCAUACGGCAUCCACAAAUGUGUACAAUUCAAACACAUUUAGGAAAAGUUAUCUUAUUAAAUGAUUCAGUGUUAAUUAAUGAAAUAUUUGUUAGUAGAGCGGAUUCAUAUAGUAACAAAAUUGAUAAUUUUCUAGAGAACCAAUCAAAGUACAAGCAUGGAAAACAUCAACGAACAGGAAUAUUUCCUCAUGCCGAUCAUAAUUCUCAAUUAAUUCAUCAUGCAUUAGUUGAUCAUUUAGCUGAAACUAAAUUAAUUGAUUCUUUUAUUCAAUGUGAAUUUUACCAGUUAAAACUAUAUUUGGAGCAAAAUCCCACAAAGUUUAACGUACAGGAGACGAUGUUUCGGCUAUCAGCACAUAUUUUAACAACAAUUUGUUUAUCAAAAACAUUUGUCUAUGAUUUAGGUGAUAAGAUAUUUGAAACGUUUACACAUGAUUUAUAUGAGUUAAGUGCUGCCAUUCAUGAAGAUUCCAUACAAAAAACGUUUGGUUAUCCAUCUGAAUUAUUGAGAUUAAAUAAAUUUAUUCUAUCACAGGUCCAGUUGUGGGUGGAUGAACGGAUUCACGAAUGUAAAACAACGAAGCUGAGUGACCAUUCGCAACAACAUGAUGUAUUAAAUUCAUUGUUGGAAAUUGUUGAUAAAUCGUCUCCACAUAUUGAUAAUGAAGAUUUGGCAGCGAUUCUAUUGAAUAUAAUUAUGCAUGGAAGUGAAAUGAUGAAAUGUGCUCUAACAUGGUUGUUAUUAUAUGCUGUUAAAUAUCCACAGGAAACCAAUUUGGCAAGACAAGAAACAAAAUUGCAACAUUAUAAUAAUUUUACAUUAAAAACUGUAGAUGAAUUACACUAUUGUCGAGCCUAUGUUAAAGAAGUCCUACGCCUAUCACCCGUUGUACCCGUUCUCUUACAUUCAACAUUCGAUGAUUUUACUUGGCGUGGUUUUACCUUACCAAAACAAACAUUAGUUGGAGCAAAUCUCUACGGGUUACAUCAUUGUGAAAAAUAUUGGGGGAUGGAUGUUGAAAAAUUUAAUGUUGACAGAUGGUGGACUAAAGAGAGCGAAGAUGGAACGUUGCAUAGGAAUUAUUAUCAACCGUCGUUAUUCGGAUUGGGAUUCCGGCAAUGUAUAAUGGGAGAAAAAUAUUUAUUAGAUAUAUUAACCGGAUUAUUUGCUACAAUGUUGGCUCAUUUCAAUUUUGAAGUAUAUGAUAAUCUUCCCGAACCAAGUGAAGGUACAUUUGGUUUCACUAAUGUUGCACCAAUAUUUUCACUUAAAGUGAAAAUAACGUAA
Molecule: messenger RNA, 2112 nt
Organism: Didymodactylos carnosus
Lineage: Eukaryota; Metazoa; Rotifera; Eurotatoria; Philodinida; Philodinidae
Source: the annotation of a GenBank genome assembly